AUGAACAAUGCAGAACUGCAAUGGCCAUUGCCAUACCUCGGCCAUUUCCAGAUUUUGGAAUCCAAUGAUGUUUUGGCGCUCGCCGACAAGUCUUCUCGAGCCCUCCAGCAGCACAGCAGGACUUGCUCAGUCAUAUUGCCAUUCCUCCUUUCUGUGGCUGCCAAGGUCUGGGCGACCAUGAACCAAGGCCUCGCUCAUCAAUGGAGCCAUGUAUGGGCUGAUGAUCCAUGCAUGGAGUCACAUCCCUUCUUCGCCAAGACUGUCAGAUAUGCUCCAGAACAGAUGUCAAUACCGCCGAUCGAUUCACUUCCUCGUGCCGGUCAUGCACACCAUCUGGAUGUUCCUGGCAAGAUGACCGACAAGGGCAAACUGUCUGACCGCGGGACAUGUCAAUCCAGAGAGGACAGCACAGAUGCCGAGCCAGGCAGAAAGAAACAGAAGGUCUUGAAGCAUGUGUCGAAGGCCAUCAUCUCCGACACCGAGGACGAGGACAGGCGGCCGACAGGGACCAUUAUAGUUAAGGCAAGAUUUACGCUCAUCAUUUCAAACCUAAUGCUUACAUUGCCUCAGCGGUCCAAGAACCUUGAAACUUCCGGUGCAGCACCGGCCAAAUCAAAGGGCAUUAUCAAACACAGCAAACAGUCCUCGUCCCUCAACCAUCAUCAGCCGGAUGCCGAGCCAAAGAUCAGCCGGGCCCAGGCAAAGGGUAAAGCAAAGCAGAAGGCAGUGGACAUCGCUGAGCCUAUCAGAGGGCAUCCGCUACUGAAGUCCAGUGCUGAGGAGUACACUCCACUGUGCAAGAGAUGCAUCGGGGAGUCUUGUUUGGUUGUGGUUGGCAGAAAGGGGCAGGCCAUCAAGUCCUGCGCAAAGUGCCACUUCAUGAAGGCCUCAAAGCCACAUCCUUGGUCAAAGGCCACACCGGCCUCCAAGUCCAAGGCCCACUCCAGGACCACCAGAGCAAUCUCCCACAUUCGUCCACCAACUCCGAUUGUGGAAUCUGAGGACGCUGUUGAGGAUACAGGCAUUUUCUCAUUUUCCUCCAACAAACAUCCAAAAAACAUUGAAUUAGAAGAUAGAAAUUUCCUUGCAUUAUUUUCUGUAUGCAAGACAUAA
Molecule: messenger RNA, 1113 nt
Organism: Suillus fuscotomentosus
Lineage: Eukaryota; Fungi; Basidiomycota; Agaricomycetes; Boletales; Suillaceae
Exons: 10
Coding region: 1-1113 (370 amino acids)
Source: RefSeq, a predicted model, not a curated record